Messenger RNA from Pochonia chlamydosporia 170, 1464 nucleotides. RefSeq names its product MFS monosaccharide transporter protein. Gene Ontology annotation, biological process: transmembrane transport; carbohydrate transport. Lineage: Eukaryota; Fungi; Ascomycota; Sordariomycetes; Hypocreales; Clavicipitaceae. The record is from RefSeq and is a predicted model, not a curated record. Gene Ontology annotation, cellular component: membrane. Gene Ontology annotation, molecular function: carbohydrate:proton symporter activity. The coding region runs from base 1 to 1464 and encodes 487 amino acids. The transcript is spliced from 3 exons.
AUGAGGGCUAGAGUAAGAUUGUUGCUCUGCGUUUUCGCAAUAGCCCUUGGCGGUGCCAUUGUCGGUAUUGAUAUUGGCAUCAUAGCUACAACAAUCGGUCAACAGUCCUUCAAUGACUACAUGUUCCCACCUGGAACGGCCAAUGCAAGCAGUCUUUUAGGAGCCAUUGUCUCCAUGGGCUCAACUGGUAAUGUCGUCGGUUCAUUGAUGCUGGGCUUUGCCCUCGAGAAACUUGGUCGGAAAUGGACCGUUGCAGCCGCUACCAGCUUCACGAUUGUCGGUGCCAUAAUGCAAGCCGCUGCAAAUGGAGUUGGCCUCAUGAUUGCUGGUCGUUUAGUUGCCGGAGUAGCGGUUGGCAUGCUGAAUGGUGGCUUGCCUGUGUAUAUUUCGGAACUCGCUGUACCACAAGAGCGUGCAAGACUGGUUGGAAUAUUUGGCUUGAUGAUUGCCAUUGGAUUUUGUAUUGCCAAUUGGAUUGGCUAUGCAUGUUCUUUUACAAAUGGGGAUAUUGCUUGGCGACUUGAGCUCGCAAUGCAGAUUCCGUUGGCUGUUGUCUUGCUAGCCGUAUCCUUCUUUACUCCAGAAUCACCGCGCUGGCUUGCUGAGAGAGACCGGACGGAACAGUUUGACAUGACUCUUCGCAAACUCUAUGGUACUCAGGACGAGGACCUCCUGACGCGCACUGCACUGGAGAUUCGAGAACAAGUCUCGUUCGAAAGAGCCACACGUACAAACACUCGACUUGGUCAUGCCAUCAUUGAACUUUUUGGGCGAAAGUAUAUUCGCAGAACUGUAAUUGCCAUCAUCGUUCUCCAAGUCGGAAUCUUGUCGGGAUCGCUGGCUAUCCAGAAUUACCAGAGUCUGCUUUACAGCGCGCUCGGGUUUACCGGAAGAAGAUCACUUCUCAUCAGUGGAUGCUACGGUUUCAUGGGUGUCAUUGGUCAGAUCAUUAAUCUCGCGGGAGUAUCAGAUCGUUGGCCACGAGUAAGAACAAUGUAUGUUGGAUGUUUCAUACUGGCAUGCAUGCUUGCAAUCCUGGCAGCACUUUCUGCAGAAUUCGGCAACGGCCAAAAUGCGAAUGGUGCCAGAGCCGGUGUUGCUUUCAUAUUUCUCUAUUCGGCGAUAUAUGCCGUGUUUUUCAACUCCACUCUAUUCACCAUUGCUGCAGAAAUGUUCCCCCUCCAUUUGAGAGGUUAUGGUGUUGGUGUCAGUGUUAUGUGCCAGGGAAUAUCUGGCAUUUGGCUUGGGCAGAUCACGCCAUACGCGUUUGAUGCCAUCAAAUGGAAGUACUAUCUCGUUUUUAUUGCUUGUUUGGUGGUUUUGGGUGUUUUCUACGCCUACUUUCUGCAGGAAACAAACCAAAUUUCUUUGGAACAAGUGGCUGGGCAAUAUGGUGAUGAGACAGUCUCGGUGGAUAAGGUGGUUCAGAGUCAGGUUGAAGUUGGAGAACGUGAUCAUGUAUAA